This is a messenger RNA of Saccoglossus kowalevskii, 1610 nucleotides long. RefSeq lists its product as uncharacterized. The record is from RefSeq and is a predicted model, not a curated record. NCBI's taxonomy places the organism in Eukaryota, Metazoa, Hemichordata, Enteropneusta, Harrimaniidae.
CAAGUAUGAUAUGCCUUGGCCGUUCUCAGUCCGUGCUGGGUGCUCAUACCUCACACAUUCGCCUGUGAAAGAUACAUCUCCCCUAAAUUUCCAACAAAAGGUCGAUUCAGAGUAACACAAUGGCAUUCUUCGACGUAAUAUCUAUGGUCACAUUGUUCUCAUUAGGAUGUCUGAUUCAUGGUACUAGUGGCGAUUUUGAAUGUAUAAAAUGUGAAUACGACGAGUCUUGGGCUAGUAUUUUUUCAGACUACGACUGUGUCACUAACCCGGGGUCCAUGGAGACGGCCACUUGUUCUACAACGUGCUAUACGUGGGCAUACUACAGUGAAGACCUGUUUGGUCAGUAUGAUUUGAAGGUGGAACGAGGCUGUGCGUCUUUGGAACAGAACAGCACGUGGUCUGCUAACCAAUGUGACGAGUACGAUGACGUAGAUUCCUCGGAGAGCGCCUAUGUAUGUACAUGUGAUUACGAGGACAGCUGUAAUGCCGAUGACUCGGAUUAUCACCAGUGCUACUACUGUGAAACCAAAGUCAAUGACUACACAUGUAAAAACGACUUAGUAAAUAACCACGAGCCAAUAGCGUGCCUCACUGGACAUUCUGGAUGUGGUACUAGAACUGUAGCCUACAACACAUGGCUGUUCACCGAUGCUGCCGAAAGAUACUGUACUGACGAAGAAACUACCGACGCCGAUGGUGAUUGCACGACCGAUAAUUCGGGAUUUGAGACCUGUCUCUACUACUGUUCCGGAAAUGCAUGCAAUGACAUUGAAAACAUCGCCAGUAGAUCCACUAUCCCAACCACAUUGAUAUUUACCUAGAUUAUAGCAUCCCUUGUACCCUGGUGAAAUCACUGCUAACCUGAGCGAUAAGCGAGUAACCUUAGUCGCUCUCAACACACGGUAGUAUAGAAAAGUCGCCUGGUUAUUUCCCCCGAUUAUUUUGUACUUGUUAAUUAGUUCGACUUGUAUACAGUCUCUUUUUUAAUUCUUGGUGAUUUUUUUUCAUUUAAAUAAAAUAUUAUGGGAGCGUGUAAACGGCGAAAGCCGGGUUACCGCCGCGAAAGCCUGCUUACCGAGAAAUAAACAAAAUAACCAUAAACAUCAUGAAUGUAUAUUUCGCAGUAACCCGGCGUUCGACAUUUAUAUACUCUCAUUAACAUACAAAUCAUUAUUGUAUACUUUCGCACUUUUGUGGAUUUGGCAAUGGAUUUCUCCCUGAGACUUGAUACAUUCUUUUUUUUAUUCAUAGUCAGGUUUUUCGUGCUGAACUUCAUGCUCAAACCAAAACGAAUGUUGCAAUGAAGAUAAUGUCUGUAACUGUUCCAAUAAAGUUGUAUUGUAUGCUUACGUGAAAUUCUAACAGGGCUGCGCAGCGACCACCGCCCUUUAAAGUUGACGGGUCGAAUUAACUUCGAAAUGUAUAGUCCUGUUACCAGUGUAUCGUCGAAACAGUCUAAAAUAUUGAGGCUCCCAUAAUUACGGUUACUAACCAAUCACGUAGCCUAUCAUAGUCACGUGAGGUACGCCUUAUACCCAUUGGUGGAAUUUGUUGUGGACUAUUCUAUUCAUACCAAGGGGUGUAAACCAUAAAUGAAUUAAUAACUGAAA